This is a messenger RNA of Manis pentadactyla (Chinese pangolin), 1192 nucleotides long. Its product is annotated as histone H1.8. The transcript has 5 exons. Gene Ontology annotation, molecular function: DNA binding. Gene Ontology annotation, cellular component: nucleosome. Bases 64 to 1092 code for a protein of 342 amino acids. Gene Ontology annotation, biological process: nucleosome assembly. The record is from RefSeq and is a predicted model, not a curated record. NCBI's taxonomy places the organism in Eukaryota, Metazoa, Chordata, Mammalia, Pholidota, Manidae.
CCCGCCUGGCAGCCUCACACCUGGGGAGAGCCGGCCACCUGCAUCUGCCUCUGCCUCUGCACAAUGGCUCCUGGGAGCAUCGCCUCCAGCAACACCACGGCCUCCUCGGCCUCCACUGUAGAGUCAUCCGGGCUGUCUGGAUCUGAAAGGCCAGGCCCGAGCCACACCAGCAUCCAAGUGCUGCACCGCCACCCUCCCGUGCUGCGCAUGGUGCUGGAGGCACUGCAGGUUGGAGAGCAGCGCCGGGGCACCUCUGUGGCGGCCAUCAAGGUUUAUAUCCUGCAGAAGUACCCCAUGGUGGAUGUCAUCCGGCUCAAGUACCUGCUGAAGCAGGCCCUGGCCACAGGCAUACGCCGUGGCCUUCUUGUCAGGCCUGUCAACUCCAAGGCCAAGGGGGCCACUGGCAGCUUCAAAUUAGUUCCCAAGCACAAAAGGAGAAUCCAGCCCAGGAAGAGGUCCACCAUGGCAGCCCCCAGGAGACCCAGUGAGGCCAAGGAUAAGGGCCCCAAGAAGCCAAGUGAGGCAAAGAAGGACCCUCUCAACCCGGGUGAGGUCAAAAAGGGACCCAGGAAGCCAGGAGAGGUGAGGACAGUUCCCUCCAAACCAGGUGCAGCCAAGGGGAAGGCCCCCAAGAAAGGCAGCCAGACCAAGGACCAGGAGGCAAGACAAGGCACAGCCAGAAAGGCCCCCCGACAGCCAGACAGGGCCACCCAGGCCCAUCCCACCACCAGUAGGCCUGGUGGGGAGUCAAAGGUCAAAGGAAGAAGGAGCAACCAAGAUGCCAAGGCCCAUGGGAACACAAAAUCUGGGCAUCAGAGUUCAAAACCCACGGUCACCAAGAAGGAGAACUGUGCUGCUUCCUCAGCCAACAAAAAGACGGGAAGCAAGAUCCCUAUGGAGGCUGCUGCCCAGGGGGCUGGGAGGGGGCUGAAAGCCAAGGCCGCCGCUCCUUCUGAAGGCAGUGGGUCCAAGACGGUGAUGGCACCGCUGGCCAGGAAGCCAGAGGCCCCCAAGGGCCUGAGAAAGCCCAGUGUGCCUACCAACACCUCCUCGUCCAAAGUGGCCAGUAAGAAGGCGGAAGCUGGGAGCUAGAGGUGGGGUGGAGAGAGACUGAGAUUCUGCCUGAGUUUUUAUUUCCCAACAAACUACCACUCUAUUUAUUUCACUGUAACCUCUUUAUAAAUAAAGACUU